This is a messenger RNA of Salvia miltiorrhiza (redroot sage), 963 nucleotides long. Its product is annotated as probable pectin methylesterase CGR2. Gene Ontology annotation, biological process: pectin metabolic process. The record is from RefSeq and is a predicted model, not a curated record. The coding region runs from base 1 to 843 and encodes 280 amino acids. Gene Ontology annotation, molecular function: S-adenosylmethionine-dependent methyltransferase activity. Lineage: Eukaryota; Viridiplantae; Streptophyta; Magnoliopsida; Lamiales; Lamiaceae. The transcript has 7 exons.
AUGACGGUCGGCCAUGGACGGACCCAGCCAUUACAGCGUCAUAUUACUGCCGACGGAAUCGAGAUAUGGGUACCUGUUCCCGAGGUGCCGGUUUAUGGCCCGAUGGUGGACACCGACGUCGAGAAUGAGUCGAGCGACGAUAGAGUCUACCGACUGAUCGACGAGUACGAGAGUCAGGAGUCAGAGCCGAGCGAGGAGACAGAGCCGAGGGAGGAUAUGGAGUAUGUCAGUCUAUAUUCCUACUGGAAAGGUUUCUUUUCCUCACUAUUAUCCAUUGGAAUUUUUGUUGUGGGAGCAUUGCUGGUUGUUGGUUAUCUUUAUCACAGUUCAGGUAGCAGGAGUGGUGACAUAAAUAGUUUAAGUAGACUUGAAGGUGGUGUUUCUUGUACUCUAGAAGUUCAGAAAAUAAUACCUAUUCUGAAGAAAACAUAUGGUGACAGCAUGAAAAAGGUAUUGCAUGUUGGUCCUGGAACCUGCUCGGUGGUCUCUCAAUUAUUGAAACAAGAGGAUACAGAAGUCUGGGGUAUAGAGCCUUAUGAGUUAGAUGAUGCUGAUGCCAGCUGCAAGAAUCUAGUUCGCAAAGGCAUCGUGCGAGUGGCUGAUAUCAAAUUUCCCCUUCCGUACAGGCCUAAGACAUUUUCCCUCGUCAUAGUUUCAGAUGCAUUGGAUUACUUGUCUCCUAAGUAUCUUAACAAGACUGUUCCACAGCUAGCGAGGGUAGCUUCUGAUGGCUUAGUUAUAUUAUCUGGUUACCCAGGUCAGCAAAGAGCUAAAGUGUCGGAGCUUUCCAAGUGGGGGCGCCCGGUAAUUGUCAAAAUUUAUUUUAUUUUUGGCACUUAUUAAUAGGCUUUUUUUCUUCAAAUACCUGACGAAAUGACUAUAAUCCCAAUGCUAUUUGUAUCUAUACAUAUGCAAGUGUUUAUAGCUGAUCAGUCUAUGAAAAAUCUUACAACUUAUAGAAAA